GUGCUGCCGCCAUUUCUCCAUGUUUUGCAGAACUUCUGAUCACGCCAUGUGGGCCCAGAGCGUCCGCAGGUUCACAACCUCAGUGGUCUGCAGGAGCCACCAUGAGGAGGGCCCGGGGAAGAAUUUGCCUUUUUCAGUGCAAAACAAGUGGCAGUUGCUUGCAAUGAUGACUUUAUACUUCGGGUCUGGAUUUGCAGCACCAUUCUUCAUAGUAAGACACCAACUGCUUAAGAAAUAA
This is a messenger RNA of Sorex fumeus (smoky shrew), 238 nucleotides long. RefSeq names its product cytochrome c oxidase subunit 7C, mitochondrial-like. NCBI's taxonomy places the organism in Eukaryota, Metazoa, Chordata, Mammalia, Eulipotyphla, Soricidae. Gene Ontology annotation, biological process: mitochondrial electron transport, cytochrome c to oxygen. The coding region runs from base 20 to 238 and encodes 72 amino acids. The record is from RefSeq and is a predicted model, not a curated record. The transcript has a single exon.